AUGCCUGUCUUCCACGUCGUCCUCUUCCGCUUGAAGCCCGGUGUUGCACCUGCUGAGCUCGAGGCUUGGGCCCGCAUGGGUAAGGGCAUGGUUGGAAAGAUUCCCGGACUGCUGGAGUUCCAUGCCAAUCCCCCGUUGGCAAUGACCGCAUCCCGCGCAAAGGGCUACGAUAUGGGCUUGGUGGCUAUCCUGGAGAAGCCUUCCGAUUUGCAGGUCUAUGCAACUCACCCAGCUCACCUUGAAUUGCAUGAAAAGCGCGAGCAAUUAUGUGAGGAUACUUUGGCCUACGAUCUGGAGUACUAGAUUUAUCUUCUAGUGGGGCUUUCUCAAUAAGUCGGUGUGUACUGAGUGUUCUGCACGCCGGGGCUAUUUGUUGGGAUUGUUGUGGGCUGGAUGGUCAUGACCAAGCUUAUCCACAUCAUUUGCUCACCUACUAGCAUGAAGUAUAGCUUUCUGCACCUUUCCUGUGUAUAUCUUUGUUGAAUCUCGGAAUGGGGAUGGAUGAGGUACUGGAGUGAACAAUACCGCAGGAAGCAGGCAUAGAUUUUCUCCAUAUGUCCUAGCAGGUCCACGUGCUCCAUGCAACUGUGUACACAAUAGCGAGAAUACGCGUCUUCAAUGGUGCGCUUCCUGUAUGCUUGCGUUCCUAGUGCGGAUAUAACAGCCCGAAAGAUCCGGGGGUAAGUGGCACACCUCAGCCCCCAAAGCUGGCCAGAUAAAGAAGACCAUCGGGAUUGUAUCAAUCUAACAGU
This is a messenger RNA of Aspergillus piperis CBS 112811, 752 nucleotides long. RefSeq lists its product as uncharacterized. The coding region runs from base 1 to 303 and encodes 100 amino acids. NCBI's taxonomy places the organism in Eukaryota, Fungi, Ascomycota, Eurotiomycetes, Eurotiales, Aspergillaceae. The record is from RefSeq and is a predicted model, not a curated record. The transcript is spliced from 4 exons.